AUUUCCUGUAAUAAAAUUCAGUGGAACGGUAAGGUUCAUUCGAGUAACGUUGAUAGAUGACUGAUAUUGACAACUUCGUGGAUAACAUAAUCAAUUCUUGUUCUGCGUAAUAGAAAAUACUUCUGAAAAUCGAUUUGAAGGAACAGAAAUGAUGGAAGUGCAAAUAAAAGAGAACGACCAAGAAAAAGCUGUAGCGAAAAAGAAUUUGAAGCUUGGAACAUUGAAAGAAUAUUCGCCAAAUGAAACGCUAUCUUCAGUUGAAAACAUCCACAAAUUAACGACGAUUCAAACCUUCUACGUAAAUCAAUGUCUUUUUAUAACCGGCGGUACAGGUUUUAUGGGAAAAAUGUUGAUUGAAAAAUUAUUACGAGGAUGCCCUGGCAUCAACUGCAUUUACGUUUUGAUACGAAGGAAAAACGAUAAAAGUGUCUCUAAAAAAAUGGAAGAAAUUGUCGAAAAUUCGGUGAGUCCUUUAUUUACAAUCGAUUAUUAUAUUUAUCUUGUGAUUAGAUUUUCAUUCAACUCUAUGAUUUUAUUUGACACGCUGAGGAAGCAACAGCCAGGAUUCCAAAAUCGCUUAGUGGCGAUCGAGGGUGACUGUAGUUUGCCGAAUCUCGGUAUUUCGACAACCGAUAGAGCUAAACUCAUACGAGAAGUUUCUAUUGUUUUUCACGUUGCCGCUACUGUGCGGUUCAACGAGAAAAUUAAAUUGGCGGCAGCUAUUAAUGUUCAAAGCAUGAAGGAUUUGAUACACUUAUCUAAGGAAAUGUCGAAACUAAAGAGAAACGCAUUAUUGUGUCACAGCAUAAUAGAUCGUUCGAUUCAUCCUGACCUUAUCUGUCACAUAUCGAAUACAUAUGAAAAGUUUCGUCCAUCAACGGCUUAUGCCAAUUGUCUUGAAAAUCAGAUCGAGGAGAAAUUUUAUGAUCCAUCGAUGAAUGCCGACGAAUUCAUCGAUUUGAUGGAAUCUAUGGAUGAGAAAUUGCUCGAUAAUGCUACACCGUGUAUUUCUGAUAUUAGCUUACUUGGAAAAUGGCCGAAUACAUAUGUUUAUACGAAAUCAAUCGCCGAGGAUAUCGUAAAAAGACAUGCUGGCUUAAUGCCGAUUGGAAUAUUUCGUCCAGGAAUCGUGCUACCAACGUAUAUAGAACCUACACAAGGAUGGACCGAUAAUAUGAACGGGUUAGUGGGCACUACAGCAGGUGCAGCAAUGGGAAUAAUACGAACUAAUCUUUGCGAUGCAUCGUUAAAUGUAAACAUUAUACCCGGAGAUCUGGCGACUAAUGCGCUAAUUGUUAGUGCCUGGGACAUAGCGAAUAAUCGAAGAUCCAUCGAAGAAAUUCCUAUUUAUAAUUACACAUCUAUGGAUAAUGCAAUCACUUAUGAGGAAUUCACAAAAUUGUCGAAGAAGAAUAUUAAAUUAUUACCGACUAACGAUGCAAUGUGGUACAUAAGCUUUUGGAAUAUAAAAUAUCGAUCAAAUCAUCUUAUCUUCACGUAUUUUCUACAUAUACUACCAGCUAUUUUAAUCGAUACGAUUGCGUUCUGUACAGGUAAAAAGCCAAGGUAAUUUUUUCUUAUUUUCUUUUUGAGUUCGAU
Vespa crabro (European hornet) is the source of this 1599-nucleotide messenger RNA. RefSeq names its product fatty acyl-CoA reductase wat-like. Bases 149 to 1570 code for a protein of 473 amino acids. Gene Ontology annotation, cellular component: peroxisome. The record is from RefSeq and is a predicted model, not a curated record. Gene Ontology annotation, molecular function: alcohol-forming very long-chain fatty acyl-CoA reductase (NADP+) activity. The transcript has 9 exons. Gene Ontology annotation, biological process: long-chain fatty-acyl-CoA metabolic process. Lineage: Eukaryota; Metazoa; Arthropoda; Insecta; Hymenoptera; Vespidae.